Messenger RNA from Camarhynchus parvulus, 633 nucleotides. Its product is annotated as Ig heavy chain Mem5-like. NCBI's taxonomy places the organism in Eukaryota, Metazoa, Chordata, Aves, Passeriformes, Thraupidae. The record is from RefSeq and is a predicted model, not a curated record. Gene Ontology annotation, biological process: positive regulation of B cell activation; phagocytosis, recognition; B cell receptor signaling pathway. Gene Ontology annotation, cellular component: immunoglobulin complex, circulating; external side of plasma membrane; blood microparticle. Gene Ontology annotation, molecular function: immunoglobulin receptor binding; antigen binding.
CGGGCCAAAGUGACCCUGCUGGAGCCCGGGGGCACCUCCAGCCCCCCGGGGUCCCUGCGCCUCCUCUGCCGAGCGUCCGGGUUCAGUUUCGGGAGUUAUGGAAUGGGCUGGAUGCGCCAGAGACCCGGGCAGGGGCUGGAAGAAGUCGCAGCGAUCACCAAGAAUGCUGAUUGGACCGCGUACGCGCCCUCGGUCAAGGGCCGGUUCACGAUCACCAGGGACAACGGGCAGAGCUCGGUGACGCUGACCAUGAACAGCCUCAAGGACGAGGAUUCCGGAUCCUAUUUCUGCGCCAAGGAUGCUUAUGCUGGUGCUGCUGCUGCUGCUCUUGGUUCUCAUAUUGACCCCGUCCCCAUCCCCUUUUGGCAGUUUGGGAUGGGCUGGAUGCGCCAGAGACCCGGGCAGGGGCUGGAGUGGGUCGCAGGGAUCACCAACAAUGCUGGUUGGACUGGGUACGCGCCGUCAGUCAAGGGCCGGGUCACGAUCGCCAGGGACAACGGGCAGAGCUCGGUGACGCUGACCAUGAACAGCCUCAGGACGAGGAUUCCGGAUCCUAUUUCUGCGCCAAAGCUGCUGGUGCCAGUUGGGAUCUCCCCAUUUCCACCAAUGGUGAACAAAGACCCCAGACCUUGA